GGUCUCCACUGAGGGCUUUUCUGCCUCUCACUCACUGUCAGCUGGAACUGACACCAGCUCUCAUGUAACUCACAAUAGAGGUUGGCAGUAUCUUUAGUGGCCAAACCUCAAGAUGAUUAACCCACUGGGGCACAGAGCAGUCACAGGGAGGCGCAGUGGGUAAAUAAAUUACACUUUACUGAUAUGUAAUUUCAUUUUAUUUUCAUGAGAAUAGCAUGUUUUCUUAAUUACAGGAUUUUAAAUAGAGUCCUAUACAGUUUGGAACCAAUCUACAAAAAGUUGGGUGCUGCAGAAACAUUUUGGGAACCACUGGAUUUACCUAAUGCAGAGCCUCCAUCACCACAUAAGCAUUUUCUUUCAACCUAGAAAAUUUUCCCAGGAAUACUCACACACUGUUUUUAAUUAAAAAUGCUGAGUUUUUAAUUGAAGGUUUUUGUAUUUGUAGGAUGAAAUGUAUUGUUUGAUUAUUCUCUCAAUGACCUAAUUUUGGUGCUUAUAAAAAAAUGAUGCUUCUCAUUAAGUGACAAUGAUCAGAUUCCGACUGCCAGAACAAAUAAAAGGUGGAGAUUAUAUUAUAAAGUGUAUGUUAUUUUGAAACAGCAUCAAAACAAAGUAAAUGUAUUUCUCAUCAUUGUAGCAGCAUGUAGCAACUGCUUAACGCUGUGAUCUAUGCAGAGUGAGGUGGAACACAUGGUUGUUGUUAUUUUAGUCCAGUGCAGGUUUAUAUUUGGAUGAUAGACCAGGUAUAAAAAUGUAGUGCACUUUUGUCAAAAUAUUAGUGAAAGUUUUUUUAACCUGUAGUUUGAGUCUGUAGAAUACACGUCUGUUAUAAAGGUUUAAAAUGUUUGCAGGUUUAUCUAACAUGAUGUCAGAUGGAGAGUUCCUGCGAACAAGCUGCGGUUCUCCAAAUUAUGCUGCUCCUGAGGUCAUCUCAGGAAGGUUAUAUGCUGGACCAGAGGUGGACAUUUGGAGCAGUGGUGUCAUUCUCUACGCCUUGUUGUGUGGAACACUUCCGUUUGAUGACGACCAUGUGCCAACACUGUUUAAGAAGAUCUGUGAUGGGAUUUUUUUCACACCGCAGUAUCUUAAUCCUUCAGUAAUUAGCCUCCUCAAACACAUGCUACAGGUGGACCCCAUGAAACGAGCCACCAUUAAAGAAAUCAGAGAGGAUGAGUGGUUCAAACAGGACCUGCCUAAGUACUUGUUCCCCGAGGACCCUUCUUACAGCAACAACAUGAUCGAUGACGAGGCGUUGAAGGAGGUCUGUGAGAAGUUUGAGUGCACUGAAGAGGAGGUGCUGAGCUGCAUCUACAGUCGCAACCAUCAGGAUCCGCUGGCCGUCGCCUAUCACCUCAUUAUUGACAAUCGACGCAUUAUGAGUGAAGCCAAGGACUUCUACCUGGCAUCCAGCCCUCCGGACUCUUUCCUGGACGACCAGCACCUGACUUCGUCCGGUGCAGCCGUAGCUGGUUUUAUCAAGCCCCACCCUGAGCGCGUACCAUUCCUUGUGGCGGAAACACCGCCCAGGCCUCGGCACACUCUGGAUGAAUUAAACCCCCAGAAGUCCAAACACCAGGGUGUCAGGCGGGCAAAGUGGCACCUGGGAAUUCGCAGUCAGAGUAGACCCAAUGAUAUCAUGUCAGAGGUGUGCCGUGCCAUGAAACAGCUUGACUACGAGUGGAAGGUGGUGAAUCCAUAUUAUUUACGUGUGCGAAGGAAGAAUCCUAUAACUGGGAUGCAAACCAAAAUGAGCCUCCAACUUUAUCAAGUGGACAGUAGAACCUACCUCCUAGACUUCCGUAGCAUAGAUGAUGAUAUGUUGGAAGUAAAAUUUGGAACGGCCACACCUCUCCGCUCGGGCUCCGUGGGAAACUACCGCACAACUGUUAAGGGUGACGCUGAUGGUGGUGAUGCUUCACCCAUGUCUGGCAGCAGCACUCUUCCCCCCAAGGCAGCAGAAGGCUCCUUAGCCUCAUCAUUGACUUCCUCCAUCGACUCUACUGGCGGGGGAGACAACGGCACUGUCCCUCGCCCGGGGAGCCACACCAUCGAGUUCUUUGAGAUGUGCGCAAACCUUAUUAAACUACUUGCACGAUAACUUGCAAAAAAACAAUCGCUAGCCUUUUAUCCUCUCUGAGUGUCUUUAUAGCAAUAAGCAUGCAACCAACUCAUGGCUCAGUUCAUCCCGACUGAGGAUGAAGUGAUUGUUCUGUGGCACUGAUGCAGGUCAGUGCUCCCUACAACAGAGGGAUGUAUACAGAGCUGACGUGAUGUAAGGGGGGGGCUAUUGGAAGAGAUACAUGACAAGCUAAGUCACAGCUAGGACAGAGCAACUCUUAGAAGGCGUUUUUUUUACAAUUUUUUUUUAAUGAUUACUUUAACAGCCAAUGCCCACAUCCCACCAACAUGUAUGUGAUUACACUGAAUUUUCUGUACUGUAACCAGUGAGUAUUUCAGUACAGAGAACAACACAAGCUGUUGCUGAUGCAGGAAGCUCUUUUGCACAAGUUUCUUUUUUUUCCUGCUGCUCUUUUUUUUAUAUAAUUCAAUCAGUACGGAUCAGAAGAGUGGUGGGAUAUAUCAGGGGCUGCACUGGCUAAAGCCAAUGUCUGUUAAACCUGUCAUUCAUUUGUCUAUUAAGUGCAAUGACCCCUGUGUUUUUGUAUCGUCAGGGAUAAAAGAACGCCUCGUCAGAUUUGUUUGAGAAUCUGAGCCGUCAGAUGCUAAAUUGUCACAGUGUCGUCCUGGAUGUAAAAAAGGAAAAAAAAAAUUAGUUUGACCAUUGUCUGUCCCCGACAUUUUUAUGUAUAAAGAAUUGAAUAUAUUUAUCAGUGCUUAAGUGGAAAGAGGGUUAGUUCUGUUGCAAGUUAAUUUUUUUUGCAAUAAGAUCUGUUGCUGGAUGGUUUAUAUAUAAAUAUAUAUUUGCCUUUUUUUACUGUCUUUUUUUAAAAUCAAUAUUGCAGGUUUGUUUUUCAAUCACUCAGAUACAUGAUUGUUUCUCUGAACAACAGAAAUUAUAUCCUGCUUGUAUGAUUUAAAAAAUAUUUUGCCAUGACAGUCAGACUCUAGAAAUAUCACUUCCACUUUCAUUUUACAAUGUUGAUGUUUUUGAUGUAUUUUUUAAUUAACAGGUUGUGACAAUGAUUACCGAGUGAAAUGCCUUUGCUUGUCUAAGUCAUUAAUGCCAACCCACAAGUACAUUGGCUUAAAUAGAAAACAAAAUUCGUAGCAAGAACUGCAUUAAGUACAGAAGCAGUCAUUGACUUUCAUUUUUCUUUUAUGAACAAAAAACACACAUUCCUCUAAUGGCAGACAUUAGUUAGAAGGUUCACAUAUGUUUAAACCUAAAACAGACUUGUAAUCUCUUACUUUCUUUGUUAAUAGUUUACCAUUUGACUAAGUCAACAAACACCACCUGACUAUUUCAUUUGAUUAAAAAGGCUUUUCCAAACCUGAUAGCCACAGUCUCCAAGUGUGAGGUGUUUACCCUUUUUUUCUUUUUUUCUGUCCUUGGUCUUGAAUGUGGUGUCCGUUUGGCUGGUUUGGUGUUUCUAAAUGUUUGAUCUGCACAUAUGUUGCAGUUUAACAUUACUCUUUGUUUUUUCUUAAAGAAACAAAAACACUAGUUCUCAAAGUGCUGUUAAUGUCCGUAACUGCUUUUUAAAAAAGGGGGAAUACAAACCAAACUUAAUUUCCAAAUUUUGUCUCCAGAAAUUGUAUUUUUCAUAAAAUUUAAAUUAAGAUUUUCAUUUAAUAGUCAGGCAUAAAGGGUGGCUAAACAAGUUACUUGUUUCACUCUGCACAGCUUUAAAAAAGCUUUUUUCAUUUGCAUAAAACUCUUCAGAGAUUUAUCAAGAAAACCUUAUCCUUCCUUGUCAAUGGCAGAGUUUUGAGUGAAGUUAAUGUGGACCUUUAUGUCACAAACCUUUGGACAAGAUCUUUAUAAUAUAGCAGUGGCAAGUGACGGGUAUAGUAAAACAGAGGGAAGUCAGAUAAUGAAUUUUGUGGCAAGGACGAAUGUGUGUUGCAGUAAAACCUUUCAAAAACCCAUCUAGUAGUUCCUGAAAGUACUGUAAAAAGUUGAAUUUUGUCCGGCCGUCUGCUUGAACAGCUUUAAAGGAAAUUUCUAUUUUUCUGACAUGUAAAGGGACCCACCAAAAGCACCAGUGUAAACCUGAAUGGACAGUGUUGAAGUCAUUUGUAUACACAUCUGCCUAAUAAACUGCUUAAUUGCACACAGUUA
Cynoglossus semilaevis (tongue sole) is the source of this 4243-nucleotide messenger RNA. It is a transcript of the gene prkaa1, whose product is annotated as protein kinase, AMP-activated, alpha 1 catalytic subunit. The transcript is spliced from 6 exons. Gene Ontology annotation, biological process: protein phosphorylation; intracellular signal transduction. The record is from RefSeq and is a predicted model, not a curated record. Gene Ontology annotation, cellular component: cytoplasm. Gene Ontology annotation, molecular function: ATP binding; protein serine/threonine kinase activity. Lineage: Eukaryota; Metazoa; Chordata; Actinopteri; Pleuronectiformes; Cynoglossidae. Bases 842 to 2098 code for a protein of 418 amino acids.